Molecule: messenger RNA, 3282 nt
Organism: Girardinichthys multiradiatus
Lineage: Eukaryota; Metazoa; Chordata; Actinopteri; Cyprinodontiformes; Goodeidae
Product: synaptotagmin-4
Exons: 5
Coding region: 75-1589 (504 amino acids)
Biological process (GO): regulation of calcium ion-dependent exocytosis; vesicle fusion; calcium-ion regulated exocytosis
Cellular component (GO): synapse; axon
Molecular function (GO): clathrin binding; calcium ion binding; SNARE binding
Source: RefSeq, a predicted model, not a curated record
CUGGAAGCUUUUCAGAUCGUUGCACACUCGGGACGGUCCGCUCACACUGAUCCAGCUUUCAUUAGACACUGAAGAUGUCGCAGUAUUCUCUAGGAGUCCACCUGCAGGUUGUCCUGGCUGUGGGUCUGGCUGUGUUCUGCUACUGUCUGGUUCUUGGUUGCAUCCUGUGGUGUCGCAAGCAGAAACAUGUUUCCUCUGAGGACAAAGAGGCAGUUUUCCUGUCCCCUCGUCCCACUGAGAGUGUGACUGUGACAUUAGCUCAUUCGCUGUGUACUCAGCCUGUCAAACAGCAGUAUGAAGAGCUAGACGGGGACGUGUUGGAGUUCCCUUCUUCUAAAAGCAGCUCUUCCCCGUCUGAAGAUGACCUCAGCACUUUCCCAUUCAACACCACCCCUUCCAGAUCAACUGAGCAGGUGCAGUCUUCCAGAUCUUCUUUCCCAAUGCGGCGCCUCAGUACUCCUGCUCUUUCAUGCUCACCCAGUAAGGCUGCUAGUCACGGCAGGGCCUCUUUGCCCUCCCUCACCAAGCUCAGAUUUGUGUCCAAAUCCUGCCAGGUGAUGGGAAGACGAAGAACCGUUAGUGGAGAAAGUUAUGCUUUCAAUGAGAGUAGUCGCCUUACCGCAGGUGCUCCUAGAGUUCACAGCCAGCAGAUGGAGCAAUUUCUCCCCCAGUAUGGCUCCAGGUCUCUCUCUGUCUCCCCCAAGCCUACUCCUUUCCUGCACUAUUCUCUGCUCUUCAGCUCUGCCUGUGGCACCUUGGUGGUCAACAUCCUGGGGCUUUCCGGGGACAGUAGAAGGCGCAGUGGGGUGUUUGUUCGCGCCAGCCUCCCUCCACUUCACCCCUUGCCCCAGCAGACGGCUCCACGUUGGCGGAGCCUCAGCUCGGACUUCAUUAGCCAGAACUUUGUGUUGAGGGUGGGCUCUGUGGAAGAGCUCCGCACCUGUACCCUGAGGCUGGCCGUCUACAGCAGAGACUUUUCUGGGCUAAGAGAGGCUGCUCUGGGGGAAGUGGAGCUGGCCUGUGAGGAGAUUGAAUGGGAGCCUGACUCUACAACUACCUACACCAAGCAGCUUAUAGCAAGUAAAAGCAAGCUGAAAAAGAGUUUCAGUUCUCAGGAGACUGUGGGACGCAGGAAAAGCUCAGUCUGCGUGCCACGGAUUUUAGGACAAUUGUUCAUCCUGCUGCAGUACCAGGCUCUGGCUCAGCGAAUCAAAGUGAUGGUUCGAAAGGCCGAAAAUCUGGUCAAGCUGACUCGAAUCCCGGGAACUCCAGAUCACUAUGUUAUCAUCAACUUACAUCUGGAUCAUAAAAUAAUUGAUACAAAGGAGACCAAAGUGGCCAGUGGCCCUAACCCCAUCUGGAAUGCUCCUUUCCUGUUUGACCUUCCUCCUGGUGACAUCACCCAGCUGCCACUGACUCUCGAAUUCAUCGUCAUGCAGGGCCGUCUCUACACUAAGAACAGUAUUCUGGGGCGAGUGCUGAUUGGCAGCGAUGCUUUAGAUGCAGGACGGGAGCACUGGAGGGAAACCUGCUGUCCGGGACAAACAGAAACCACUCGCUGGCACACCAUCCAGUCAGAUGCAGUGUAGGAAUAACAACAUAAAAAGAUUUAGGUGGAGCAGGAUCACAAGUAUCUACAGGAUUAUAGAUGGUGAAACACUUAUUACACUGGGGUGGUUGGUCGUCUCACCCUAUUACAUUAGUGAUUACUUGCUCACUGUGAUUCCUUAAUACUGUAGUUUGUGAAAGUGUAAUAACUUGGAUGUACUGUGAAACUUGUAGUAUUUUACUGUUGUAGGACAAUUUUUCUGCUAAGAAACUCACAUGUCAAAGCUUGCUGGAUAAGAAAACUAACAUACAUACUGUGUAUUUGGUUUAACACGGUGUAACUAUUUCCUGGGAUCUCAGAUGUCUUUCACACCCUUAUCUAUCAUUCUGUACAGACCUGCUAGAGUACAUUUGUUAUGUUUGACAUACCUACUGAUUUUACAUCAUUUUCUUCAUCUCCAGUGGAAAAUAUCUACUUUUUCUAUUUAUCUAGUAGGAUUCAUUGGCACAGAAAGUGCAAGCUGCCAUGUUGCAGGUACCCCUUUUAGUUUAAAACAUAAAUAUUUCUAGCAGUACCACUUGAAUAUACCCUCUUCACAAUAGAUUACAACAGCUCUAAGGUCUCCAUGACAUGCAUGACUAUUCAAACUUGGCUAAAUUGUGGCAAAUCUGGAAAACCUUAUUACAUGAAAGCAAACACUAUUAGGAUUUUAAUCACACAACUUAUCAGCAGCAUGAGCGGAUGCAUCUCAGGAGGGUUUCUGCAAAGAGCACGCCAUCCUGCACAAAUAUAUUAAUCUGACAUGGCGCUCUGUACUUAAGAAGGAAUAAUGAACCAUCACUAUGUCACCACAGAAGUUUUGUGCAUGCUACCAGCAUUUGGGUAGCCCUUUUUCUCUAUUAUCUGUGAUGGGAAAGAGACUCUGUUCUUGGUAGACUUCAGAUAACCUCUUUAGGUCCCUGCAGAGAUUUUUUUAAUAGCCUGAAAUCUAGUAUUGUCAGGGUCCUUGACCUGUUUGAGAAUAGGAACAAUUCAAAACUCAUAAUUAAAUAUCACACAUCAUAUAAAGACUAGUAUUUAGAGGUUAGACAUUUUGCAUAGAAGAAGAAUGUCUCACUGGAAAUCCCAAAUUGGCUUAUAUCUAUUGGAUUUGUUUCUUAAUUAUGAACAGCCAAAACAAACAAAACAAAAAUUGCUAUAUCUAAAUAUUAUUCCUUGAUAUUACACUUGAGUAUCAAAUAUUUGUAUGUUUAGAAUCAUCCUAGUGUACUUUGUUCAGCUGUGUAAUAGACAGUGAAUUGUGGGACAAAAUUGUGAGAUUACCUUCUACAAUCUCAAUUUGCAACAGAUAUAAAUGAUUGUACUAUUUAUUCCCCAUCAUAUUUACAUAUUUCUAUUCAAUUAUAGCAGCGGUGUCCAACUCCAGUCCUAACGAUUUUAUAUGUGUCCUUGCUCCAGCACAGCAGAUUCAAAUAGCUGAAUUACCCCCUCAACAUGCCACCUAGGUCUACAGAGGCCUGCAGAGAACCAUGCAUUUGAGUCAGGUUUGUUGAAUCAGGACAACAGCCUGAACCUCCAAGACUGCCACUGAGGACGGAGUUUGGACAGCAAUAAUUUAUAGCAAGCAUAAAAUAACAGGUUAAGACAUCCUCUUAUUACUGGAUUAGUAUUGUGAUGCUUUUGUUUCGUAUUUUGACUAGUAAAAAUGAAAUAAAUAUAACAAGAAAGCUCAA